GUCCAACCUAAUUCCUUCUCCUAAUUGCUCUUCCCUCAAUUUCGUUUGUAACGCAUCAACUCUCUUCCUUAAAACUCUUCACAUGUCAUCGGUUACCCAUUAACAUUCUUCCUUUCUUCCUCCUACGUACGAUGAUUUUCUCCCCAAAGCGUCUUUCUCUGCCUUCUCCUCUCCCUUGCAGUUUUUGGCUACAUUAACCUGCUUCUACCAUUUAAAAAUCUCUUCGCGUUCUGCAAUACAACUAUUUUACAAUCUUCCAUGGACCAAUGGCCUCUCAAAUCCAGCAAGAAACUCAGAUUCCAACAGUGUCAAAAGUCGCUAUAUGAGACGUGGAAUAGAAGUCAUGAAUCCGGAUGAGAUCAAUACGAUUAGCAAAGCACGAACUUUCCACCAAGAGCUUGAGACGAAGACAAAUCUUGCUCGAGACAUUAAAAGACAAUAAACAGAGAAGCCAAGAUGGGACGAUUGCUCCUGUGGACGAGACGACAUCAGCGGUUCAGAUUGCGUAGAUUUAAGUUUUAUUUGGAUGAGACUAAUGGCAGUAAAUUAUGUGGAUAUUAUAAAGUAAUGACCUAUCUGUGUACAAAGAAACCUAGUUUCUCUUUGGGAAGAAAUCUGAGAAGCGAAAACAAGGAAGAACAGCAAACUGGUAGACGAAUUUGCACUAUAAAUCAAUGGUGGGAGAGGUACGGUUUUCCGUGUAAUGCUGUCUUUAUAGUUGUUUGAGUGCAAAUGUUUGGAUUUAUAAUCGGUAGUUUUUUUGUUCGACAAGUGGAGGAAGUUCCUGUCUUUGUUAUUGCUGGGAGCUGGGAAUGUUGCGUGAAGGGAAUCUGGGACUUUGUCAUCGCUAAAGAGUGUUAUGGGCGGAGCAUUUCAAUGCAAAUGAGUAUGACUUAUGAAGAUCUCUUGUCGAAAAUCAGAUCGGAAUUCGAGUUUGAAGGUAUGCAGCUCAGACCAAAGCUUAGCUACUGGCUUCCAUCACAACUCUCUGUUUUUUCGGUUAAUACUAGGCCGCCAGUAAUUAUUACAAGCAGUAUGAGUAUAAGGAAUUUUCUGGAAGUUAGGAACACUGCAGUUCAUAUUAACUUGUUGCUAUCCCUUGAGCCUCAACCUGCGGAAAACAGAUCAGUGGUAAUUAGGUCUAACUGCUCACUGGCCUCAGAAAGAGGCAAAGGGAGUGUACCUGAAGGUGGUGGUUCUGACUUCUUGCGAAGGUAUGGUUUAGAAACUGGUGGGACUAAUAGAAGUGAAGUCAACAAUGUGAGUGGUGUUAGGAGAAGGCUGUUUGAUGAUGAUGGACAGACUGAUGCAGUCAGAUUCCUCUCAGUAGCAUCCAAUAGUGAAGCGUCUGAUUUGCAGAGAAAUGAUCCGCUGGUGACUGGGGUAGGCCUGCUCCCUGGUGUUGAUGAUAGUGGGCUGAUUAGACUUGGUGAUUCUCAGACACCGUCUCUCUCUGCGUCUUCUGAAGGAUAUCUUCUUUCUGCUGAGGCUGUCGAGGAGAAUGAGAGUAUGAGUGAGGAUCAGGCAGCGCUGCAGGCAGUUGAAGAAUUUGAAGAGCAGGAGCGCCUUCGCUGUGCUGAUAAAGGAAAGGCAAUUCAGGGUGCUGAAGAUCUUGUUUAUAUUGACUCUGGAGAUUCGCAUACGGAUGGUGUUGUUGGAUCAGGAUCAGAUGAUGAUCAACAGGAGGACUCGCAGUACUGGAUUGAUUUGUUUGAUCAACAAUAUCCUUUGCAUUGGCCUUCACCGUUGCUUGAAGUUGGUGAACCUUCUGUGCCUGUUGGUGAAAGGUUGUCUGUUCCAGCAGGAGAUGAUGUAGAUGUUGGUGCUGCUGUGUUAACAUAUGUGACACAAGGAACAGCUAACGAAGAGAUUGAUCUUAAUACAGUAGCAGGUGUGACUCCAAAUAUAAGGCCAGCUCCCACUGAUGUUCCUGCCAUACCUGCAACUACCCAAGCAAGUGAAAUAGACAAUGGCAUGCCUGAGCUUACGCAAAGAGAAGAUGCGGCCCCUGUCUAUGAUGACAUAUAUGAAGUAACAGCCACUGAAGGGUCUGACAAUGAUUCUGCUGAAGGAGAUGUUAUUUACAGAGGCCGCGUGUUUAAAAACAAAGUUGAUGUGCAGAAUACGCUUGCCAUAUAUGCAAUCAAGAGAUUGUUCCAUUUCAGACAAACCAAAUCUGACACCGAAAGGCUGAUUUUUGUUUGUGUUGAUCAGCAUUGUCCGUGGAGAGUGUUUGCCCGUGUUGUAUCGCCAUUCUCAGAGAACUUUGAGAUUCGGACAUGUACAUUGACACACACUUGUUCUAUAACAGCAAGGUCCCAAUAUGGUAAGCAAGCGUCAGCAAAGGUGAUUGCUGAAGUUCUUAAGGAUAGGUAUGCAAAUGGGUUACCUGGUCCUCGAGCUGUUGAUAUCCCGGAUAUUGUAUUACAGGAGCUCAAAGUUUCUAUUAACUAUAUGAAGGCGUGGUAUGCAAAAGAAGCUGCUGUUUUUGCAAGCCGGGGUAGUGACGAGCGCAGCUAUGAGCUACUUGGUGUGUAUAUGCAUUUACUGCAAAAAGGAAAUCCAGGAACUGUCUACAAGCUUGAAUACACAAAAGCUGCAAAUGGAGUGAAGCAGUUUAAGUAUCUUUUUUUCUCACUUGGGGCGAGUAUUGCUGGGAUAAGGACCAUGCGAAGGGCUGUGCUUAUUGACGGAACAACUAUCAAGUCCAAAUUUAAAGGGGUGUUACUGACUGCAAGUAUGCAGGACGCCAAUAUGCAAGUCUUUCCCAUUGGCUUUGGAAUAGUAGAUAGUGAGAAUGAGCUGGCGUGGACAUGGUUUUUGAGGGAGUUGAGCCUGUUGCUGCCAGACGCUGAGGAUCUGGUUAUUGUUUCUGACCGGCAUAGGUCAAUCUAUGCUGCAAAGCGCCACAUUUAUCCACUAGCGUUUCAUGGUGCUUGUGCUGUUCAUUUAGUGAGGAAUGUGAGGAGUAAUUGCCAUGGAACCGGUGUUGCAGGCCUUGUUGCAAAAGCCGCACGGGCUUUUAAUGUUGGCGACUUUGAGGAGUGGUUUAAGGAGAUAGUAAAGAGAGACCACAAGUGUGCAGCCUAUUUGGACGUCAUCCCGCGUGAGCACUGGACUCAGGCCUAUUGUCCUGCAAAGAAAUACAAUAUCAUGAGCUCAAAUAUUACGGAGGCCCUUAAUGGUGCGCUUGCAAAGAUUGUUGAGCUACCUAUUCUUUCUAUCGUCGAGUCUAUAAGGACUAAACUAAUGGAGUGGUUUUGCCUACGGAGGGAGAAAGGAAAAAGACUAUCUGUUUUUCCAGAUCCUAUCACUCCAAAUGUUAACAAGCUCCUUCUUCGAUACCAGGCUGACUCCGCUGAUAUGCCUGUGAAACCUGUGUCAGCAAUGAGUUUCCAAGUUGGUGAUGGCAAGAAGAAUUACUAUGUUGACCUUGAGAAGAAAACGUGCACCUGCUUAUUGUUCCAGAAACUGGAAAUCCCCUGUAGCCACGCUUUGGCUGCUGCAAGGCUAAGGGGAAUUUAUGUUCCAGCACUCAUAUCUUCUCACUACACACUUGCAACAUUUUGUGAAGCAUAUGCAGAAUACAUAUUCCCUGUCCCUAAUCAAUGUGAUGAGGUAAUUCCAGCAGUGGUGGAGCAGACUCAAUUCAUUCAACCUAUUAAUCCAAAUGGGCCAGGCCGGCGCAAGAAAAAGAGGAUCCCAUCAGCCGGUGAAUUCACGGCUGCAAAGAGAAGGAAGAGUGGACCACACAAGUGUUCAAGCUGCUUGAAAACAGGGCAUAACAGAGCAACUUGCUCUAAUGUGCUUCCAUAAAGUGUCUGGUUGCACAACAGUUUUUUGGGGGCGUUGUGAUGAAGCAGAUAAAGGUUGUCAUGGAGAAGGUUUUUUGUUGUCUGGUGAACAAGGUUUGAUGUAUUACCAAUAGCGGAUUGAAGAACUGGAGCGGGAAGGAGUUGUUCAGCAAGUAGGGUAAAGAAGCCCAAGUUUUUUGGUGACUUUGCAAUGCAAAACAUGUAGAUAUCAUUGCAAAGCAUUUCUAGGUGUCUGUUUUUAACUUAAACUGCAUUUGGUAGUUAGAAAGUUGGGAAGAUGGUGUUAAAUCUCGGUAUUGUCAUGUAAUAUCUAUGUGCCUGUUUUAGCUUAAAUUGCAUUUGGCAGUUUAAAAGCUGGGUUUGUGGGGUUAAAACUCCAUAUUGGCGUGUAAUAGGUAUGUGUUUCCCUUUUUUGUAAACAAGGCUAUGUACUUGGAACUUUGAAUAUGAAUGACAACUGCUGCGUGCCCUUUAUUAAA
This is a messenger RNA of Arabidopsis lyrata subsp. lyrata, 4294 nucleotides long. RefSeq lists its product as uncharacterized. Gene Ontology annotation, molecular function: zinc ion binding. The record is from RefSeq and is a predicted model, not a curated record. The transcript is spliced from 5 exons. NCBI's taxonomy places the organism in Eukaryota, Viridiplantae, Streptophyta, Magnoliopsida, Brassicales, Brassicaceae. The coding region runs from base 733 to 3816 and encodes 1027 amino acids.